AUUGGGAGGAAGAGGGAGAGGGAGGCCGGGACGAGAGCAGGGCUGUGGUGCGGUGGGAAGCUGAGACGAAGAGGAAAGGGAGUGAGGAGGACGCAGGGACGAUCAGCAGCGCCUCAGCUACAUUCUUUCAGCUGUUCCGGAGAGAGAGGACGGGAAAGGGAGGAGGCCAGGGCUGGAGUGGGGGCUGUCACUCUCGGACCCCAGCUUUGAGAGGAGCCGUGCAGCCGGGCGUCCUCGGGGUGGGCCCCGUGUCGGUGGCCGAAGACCUGGGGCUCAGGCCCCUGGGUCCCAAAUUUUGGGGUUCGGCCCCUCCUUUCUUAAAUACCCAGGUAUCAAGCCCUCAUAUAUCAGAUAUCUGGGACUCGAGUCCCAACCUUUACAAACCUGGGUCUCUGUUUUAUACAAUUUAAAAUACCUGGGAUUCAGGACCUUGCGUGCACCAGUAUCCGGGGCUCAUUCUCCAGACAUCCAAAUAUCGGAUUCAUUUUUGGUCCUUGCAAAUAUACGGGGCUCAGACCCCACAAUCGGAAAUCCGGAAUUCAGCAACUGUCGCCCUCGAGUUGGGGGAGGACUGGACCGCGAGGUCAGAUCAGGUUGUCACCCCCUCCCCUCCAGGGGAGGCUUCCCAGGCCCGCCCCUCAGGAAGGGCGAAAGCUGAGGAAGAGGUGGCAAGGGGGAAGGUCUCCUUGCCCCUCUCCCUGCUUGUCAGAGCAACUGGAGUACCUCAGGCGGAAGCGGAGGCGCUGGGGCACCAUAGUGACCCCUACCAGGCAAGGUCCCAAUCUCAGGGCCCCCAGGGGCCAUCAUGCCAGCUGGGGGCCGGGCCGGGAGCCUGAAGGACCCUGAUGUAGCUGAGCUCUUCUUCAAGGAUGACCCUGAGAAGCUUUUCUCUGACCUCCGGGAAAUUGGCCAUGGCAGCUUUGGAGCUGUGUACUUUGCCCGGGAUGUCCGGAACAGUGAGGUGGUGGCCAUCAAGAAGAUGUCUUACAGUGGGAAGCAGUCAAAUGAGAAAUGGCAGGACAUUAUCAAGGAGGUGCGGUUCUUACAGAAGCUACGACAUCCCAAUACCAUUCAGUACCGGGGCUGUUACCUGAGGGAGCACACAGCUUGGCUGGUGAUGGAGUAUUGCCUGGGCUCAGCUUCUGAUCUUCUAGAAGUACACAAGAAGCCCCUUCAGGAGGUCGAGAUUGCAGCCGUGACCCAUGGGGCGCUUCAGGGCCUGGCAUAUCUACACUCGCACAACAUGAUCCAUAGGGAUGUGAAGGCUGGAAACAUCUUGCUGUCUGAACCAGGCUUAGUAAAAUUGGGAGACUUUGGCUCUGCAUCUAUCAUGGCACCUGCCAACUCCUUUGUGGGCACUCCAUACUGGAUGGCUCCAGAGGUGAUCCUAGCCAUGGAUGAGGGGCAGUACGAUGGCAAAGUGGACGUCUGGUCCUUGGGGAUAACCUGCAUUGAGCUGGCGGAGCGGAAGCCACCACUGUUUAACAUGAAUGCAAUGAGUGCCUUAUACCACAUUGCACAGAACGAGUCCCCUGCUCUCCAGUCAGGACACUGGUCUGAGUACUUCCGGAAUUUUGUUGACUCCUGUCUUCAGAAAAUCCCUCAAGACAGACCAACCUCAGAGGUUCUUCUGAAGCACCGCUUUGUGCUCCGGGAGCGGCCACCCACAGUCAUCAUGGACCUAAUCCAGAGGACCAAGGAUGCUGUACGGGAAUUGGAUAAUCUGCAGUAUCGAAAGAUGAAGAAGAUACUAUUCCAAGAGGCACCCAAUGGCCCUGGUGCUGAGGCCCCAGAGGAAGAGGAGCUCACACCCUGUUCGCAGGAAGCAGAACCCUACAUGCACCGAGCCGGGACACUAACCAGUCUAGAAAGUAGCCACUCGGUGCCCAGCAUGUCCAUCAGCGCCUCCAGCCAAAGCAGCUCAGUCAACAGCCUAGCAGAUGCCUCAGACAAUGAGGAGGAGGAAGAAGAGGAGGAAGAAGAGGAAGAGGAAGAGGAAGAGGAAGGCCCUGAAGCCCGAGAGAUGGCCAUGAUGCAGGAGGGGGAGCAUACAGUCACUUCCCACAGCUCCAUCAUCCACAGGCUACCGGGCUCAGAUAACCUAUAUGAUGAUCCCUACCAGCCAGAGAUAACACCGGGUCCACUCCAACCACCUGCAGCCCCUCCCACCUCCACCACCUCUUCUGCUCGCCGCCGGGCUUAUUGCCGUAACCGGGACCACUUCGCCACCAUCCGUACUGCCUCCCUGGUCAGUCGUCAGAUCCAGGAGCAUGAGCAGGACUCAGCCCUGCGGGAGCAACUGAGUGGCUAUAAGCGCAUGCGGCGUCAGCACCAGAAGCAGCUGCUGGCCCUGGAGUCCCGUCUGAGGGGUGAACGGGAGGAGCACAGUGGGCGGCUGCAGCGGGAGCUUGAGGCACAACGGGCUGGCUUUGGGACUGAAGCUGAGAAGUUGGCCCGGAGGCACCAAGCCAUUGGUGAAAAAGAAGCCCGAGCUGCCCAGGCCGAGGAGCGGAAGUUUCAGCAGCACAUCCUGGGGCAGCAGAAGAAGGAGCUGGCUGCCCUGCUGGAAGCACAGAAGAGAACCUAUAAGCUUCGGAAGGAGCAAUUAAAGGAGGAGCUCCAGGAGAACCCUAGCACACCCAAACGAGAGAAGGCUGAGUGGCUGUUGAGGCAGAAGGAGCAGUUGCAACAGUGCCAGGCAGAAGAGGAGGCGGGGCUGCUGCGGAGACAACGCCAGUACUUUGAACUGCAGUGUCGCCAAUACAAGCGCAAGAUGCUACUGGCUAGACACAGCCUAGACCAGGACCUGCUUCGAGAGGACCUGAACAAGAAACAGACACAGAAAGACUUGGAGUGUGCUCUGCUGUUGCGGCAACACGAGGCUACCCGAGAGCUGGAGCUUCGGCAGCUCCAAGCUGUCCAGCGUACACGUGCUGAACUAACCCGCCUCCAGCACCAGACAGAGCUAGGCAACCAGCUGGAGUACAACAAGCGACGGGAGCAAGAGUUGCGGCAGAAGCACGCGGCCCAGGUUCGCCAGCAACCCAAGAGCCUCAAAGUACGUGCAGGCCAGCUACCCAUGGGCCUCCCUGCUACUGGGGCUCUGGGACCACUCAGCACAGGCACCCCUAGUGAAGAGCAGCCCUGCUCAUCUGGCCAGGAGGCAAUCCUGGACCAAAGGAUGCUGGGAGAGGAGGAGGAAGCAGUGCCAGAGAGAAGGAUUCUGGGAAAGGAAGGGACCACCUUGGAGCCAGAGGAGCAGAGGAUUCUGGGGGAAGAAAUGGGAACCUUUAGUUCCAGCCCACAAAAACAUAGGAAUCUGGUUGAUGAGGAAGAUUGGGAUAUAUCUGAGGAGAUGAAGGAGAUUAGAGUCCCAUCAACGGCAUCCCAGGAGAGAAGUAUUAUUGGCCAGGAAGAGGAUGGGGCAUGGAGUUUGUGGGGGAAGGAGGGUGGGAACCUUGUGGAUGUGGAGUUCAAGCUUGGCUGGGUCCAGGGUCCUGUUCUGACUCCAGUCCCAGAGGAGGAGGAGGAGGAGGAAGAAGAGGGAGGGGCUCCUAUUGGAACCCCCAGGGAUCCUGGAGAUGGUUGUCCUUCCCCAGAUAUCCCUCCAGAGCCACCCCCAUCACAUUUGAGACAGUCCCCUGUUAGCCAGCUCCCUGGACUCCUAUCUCAUGGCCUCCUGGCCGGCCUCUCCUUUGCAGUGGGGUCCUCCUCAGGCCUCCUGCCCCUACUCCUUCUGCUGCUACUCCCACUGCUGGCAGCCCAGGGUGGGGGUGGCUUGCAGGCAGCACUGCUGGCCCUUGAGGUAGGACUUGUAGGCCUGGGGGCCUCCUACCUGUUCCUUUGUACAGCCCUACACCUGCCCCCCAGUCUGUUCCUUCUCCUGGCUCAGGGCACUGCACUGGGGGCUGUCCUUAGCCUGAGCUGGCGCCGAGGCCUUAUGGGUGUGCCUCUGGGCCUUGGAGCUGCCUGGCUCCUAGCUUGGCCCAGCCUGGCUUUACCUCUGGCAGCUGUGGCAGCUGGGGGCAAAUGGGUACGGCAGCAAGGCCCCCAGAUUCGUCGAGGCAUCUCUCGACUCUGGUUGAGGGUUCUGCUACGCCUGUCGCCCAUGGCUUUUCGGGCCCUACAGGGCUGUGGGGCUGUGGGAGACCGGGGACUCUUUGCGCUAUACCCUAAGACCAACAAGAAUGGUUUCCGAAGCCGACUACCUGUCCCUUGGCCCCGUCAGGGAAAUCCUCGCACUACUCAACACCCACUCGCUUUAUUGGCAAGAGUUUGGGCUCUGUGCAAGGGCUGGAACUGGCGCCUAGCACGGGCUAGCCACAGAUUAGCCUCUUGUUUGCCCCCCUGGGCUCUUCACACACUAGCCAGCUGGGGCCUGCUUAAGGGUGAAAGGCCCAGUCGGAUCCCUCGGUUGCUACCGCGCAGCCAGCGCCGUCUUGGGCUAUCUGCUUCCCGACAGCUACCACCAGGGACUGUGGCUGGACGGAGAUCUCAGACCCGCAGGGCCCUGCCUCCCUGGAGGUAACCAGUUCUAACCCUCCACCCAAACUUAGGGCAUUGAGCACUUUAUCUCCUGCAACUCAGUGAAGUUUCUCCAAUCCCCCAGCCUCUCCUCCCCUCUGACCUUUCUUCCUCAGUAUAUUUCCCCAGGUCUGGUCCCGGCCCCAGAGAUCUCUAGACAGGCAGUCUCCUCUACUGUGGAGUCCAAAAAUGACACUCUGUGUUUUUCCCCAAUCCCCUAAGUUAUUGCUGUUCCCCUGCUGUGUGUGUGCUCAUCCUCACCCUCAUCGGCUCAGGCCUGGGGCCAGGGGUGGCAGGGAGGGAAGUCAUGGGG
Molecule: messenger RNA, 4837 nt
Organism: Arvicola amphibius (Eurasian water vole)
Lineage: Eukaryota; Metazoa; Chordata; Mammalia; Rodentia; Cricetidae
Gene: Taok2
Product: TAO kinase 2
Exons: 16
Coding region: 806-4528 (1240 amino acids)
Biological process (GO): protein phosphorylation
Molecular function (GO): ATP binding; protein kinase activity
Source: RefSeq, a predicted model, not a curated record